Messenger RNA from Abrus precatorius (Indian licorice), 3944 nucleotides. Its product is annotated as proline-rich receptor-like protein kinase PERK9. Lineage: Eukaryota; Viridiplantae; Streptophyta; Magnoliopsida; Fabales; Fabaceae. The transcript is spliced from 8 exons. Gene Ontology annotation, molecular function: protein kinase activity; ATP binding. Bases 641 to 2827 code for a protein of 728 amino acids. Gene Ontology annotation, biological process: protein phosphorylation. The record is from RefSeq and is a predicted model, not a curated record.
GUUCCCGACCCAAGUGGAGACUAUGCAGAGAAGACACAAACACAGACACCCUCAAACAAGUUCUCAUAGGACGAAAAUUAUUACCUUCGAUUCAGAAAAUUCGCGUUGAAGAGUGAGAACUGUUCAAUUCAAACAACGCAAAGGUAUUUCAAGUUCGAGGGCCCUAAUGUUUUGGUUCCUCUCUCAAGUCAAGUUUGACAAUAACGAUGAUGAGUGGUGAUUUAUGUGCUGUGUCGUACCUCCACUGAAAUUCUCUGUAUCCGCAAAAUCAGACAACCUAGAAUCUUCCUAGAUUGCAUGCAACAACAAAAAAGGGAAAAAGUUGAGUUUUGAUGAUCCAGAAUUUGGCACUGUGAUUGAAGCAUAUUGAAAUUGGUGAUCUGAGUAUUGCUCAAAAUCACUUUUGCUGAAGUGGGUUGCAAGGUUUUUAUUAAGGUUUGGCUCUUGAAACAUUGGAUUUGGUUGGUGAAGUUUGGUGACUUCAACUAUCUUCGCCAUUAUCAUCUCAAGUUUUUAACUCCAAGCAAGAGUUUGAUCUCAGCCACAAAGGUUUUGGUCUUGCUAUUACUAUUACUAUUAUUAGUAUUAUUAUGGUAUAUGAAGUUUGUAACUUUGCUUGGUGUUGAGAUUGGCGCGUGACAUGUCAAGCGCGUCGCCGUCACCGGCUGCGCCACCGCCACAAACACCUCCCUCCUCCACUACUAGUCCCUCACCGUCCACCACCACCACCACCACCAAUCCGCCGCCGCAACAACCACCACCUUCUUCCCCUUCACCACCGCCUUCAACCCCACCUCCGGCCACCCCAUCAACUCCACCUCCGGCCACCCCCUCAACCCCACCUCCGGCCACCCCAUCAGCUCCUCCUCCAGCUGCUCCGCCUUCACAACCGCCGCGGUCUCCACCUCCCCUCAUGUCUGGAGCCUCACCUCCACCGUCAUCCCCUCCCCCACCAUCACCACCGCCAUCUCCUCCGGCAAGGCCACCGCAGUCGCCGUCGGUUCCGCCAAGAAGAUCUCCACCACCGCCAUCAGCACCAGUUUCAUCUAGAGCCCCUCCACCCCCGCCACAACCAUCAGCUCCACCGUCACCACAACCACAACCAUCAGCUCCACCACCGUCAUCACCGCCGCCGCAGAAUUCACCGCCUCCUCCGGUCACCGUGCCACCAACCCCAGCUUCGCCUCCUCCGCCACCGUCUGCGCCACCCAUCGGUUCACCUCCACCAUCACCGGCUGCACUGCCCCCAAGAAACCCUCCGCCACCGGAUAAUUCAUCAUCACCACCGGUGCCUGUGCUGCCACCGAAGUCAUCGCCGCCAUCACCAUCACCCACCCCUCCUAGGAUUAGUCCUAAUUCCCCUCCAAGUUCUCAAGCAGCUCCACCUUCAAAUUCAACACUGAGGUCAUCCCCACCACCACCACCAAUUGUUGAAGUGGCCCCGCCACCGCCUUCGCGUGCUUCAUUGCCGCCCUCGCCGAACAGUACAGAAAACACAAGCCCUGUUGGUGGUGGAGGAGGUAGUGGUGGAAUUAGCACUGGUGCUGUGGUGGCUAUUAGUGUGGUGGCUGGAAUUUUGGUGCUUUGUUUCAUUGGGAUUGCGAUGUGGUGCAUGAGGAGGCAAAAGAGAAAGGUGCCUCCUAACGGUGGUUAUGUCAUGCCAUCCACCCUUGCCUCAUCUCCCGAAUCAGAUUCAUCCUUUUUUAAGACACAUUCUUCAGCUCCUCUUGUACAAAGUGGCUCUGGCAGUGAUGUUGUGUAUACACCAUCUGACCCUGGUGGACUUGGCAACUCAAGGUCAUGGUUUUCAUAUGAAGAACUAAUCAGGGCCACAAAUGGCUUCUCUACUCAAAAUCUUUUGGGUGAGGGUGGAUUUGGUUCUGUAUAUAAAGGAUACCUUCCUGAUGGGAGAGAGAUAGCAGUCAAACAGCUGAAAAUUGGUGGAGGUCAGGGGGAGAGAGAAUUCAAAGCUGAGGUUGAAAUUAUUAGUCGCAUACAUCAUCGCCAUUUGGUUUCUUUAGUGGGAUACUGCAUUCAAGACGACAGAAGACUACUUGUCUAUGACUAUGUUCCUAACAAUACGCUUUAUUUCCAUCUACAUGGGGAAGGUCGGCCUGUGCUAGAAUGGGCAAACCGUGUUAAAAUUGCAGCCGGUGCAGCUCGAGGGAUAGCUUAUCUCCAUGAAGAUUGCAACCCUCGGAUUAUUCACAGGGAUAUAAAGUCAUCAAACAUUCUUUUGGAUUACAAUUACGAAGCUCGGGUCUCGGAUUUUGGGCUAGCCAAAUUAGCCCUUGAUGCAAAUACGCAUGUAACCACACGAGUCAUGGGAACUUUUGGGUAUGUUGCCCCUGAAUAUGCAUCAAGUGGCAAAUUGACUGAGAAGUCUGAUGUAUAUUCUUUUGGAGUUGUGCUUUUGGAGCUCAUUACCGGACGGAAGCCAGUAGAUGCAUCCCAACCCUUGGGAGAUGAAAGCCUAGUUGAAUGGGCUCGACCUCUGCUGAGUCAUGCAAUUGAUACUGAGGAAUUUGAUAGUUUGGCAGAUCCAAGGCUGGAAAAGAACUUUGUUGAGAGUGAAUUGUAUUGCAUGAUUGAAGUUGCUGCUGCUUGUGUGCGGCACUCAGCAGCAAAGAGACCCCGUAUGGGACAGGUUGUUAGAGCUUUUGAUAGCUUGGCAGGUUCUGAUCUAACUAACGGAAUGAGACUUGGGGAAAGCGAGGUGUUUGACUCUGCGCAGCAAUCUGAAGAAAUAAGAUUAUUUCGGAGGAUGGCAUUUGGUAGUCAAAAUUAUAGCACAGACUUCUUUAGCCAUGCUAGUUUGAAUACAUGAAAGGCCCCUGUACAUACUGGAAGAGUUUCUUUUGGACCAAAGGAUCUCAAGCUAAGUCAAGGGGAGACCCUGGUUGAGUUUGUUGGUUGCAGAUAUGGCUAGGUGCACUGUUGCUUUUGAUUCUGGAAUUGACUGCAUCAGGUUCAGAUCCUCAUUCUUAUGCCUGAAUUUCAUUAUUCUUUUCACUAGCUGGUUUUCUGGCAGAAAUUUUGUUUUUGUAAUUAGAAUUUGUAAAAAGUUUUAUGCUCACAAUGACAAAGAUUAACAUAUUGAUUGAUUUGUCACAAAAUGAGAAAAUAGAUGUGUGACUCCUUUUAUGCCCUAAAUAUUCUCUUGACCAAGAAGUUACAUGUUUUUUUAUGUUAUUUGGAAUGGACAUUGUUGAGACAUCGGUUACAUAUAUUUGCACUGAUAAUAGGUGACAGUUUAGAAUGAGCUCCAAAAAACCUUUUUUCAAUUGAAGGUAUGAAAAAUUUGCUACUGAUCUGGUCAGUAACCAAAGUAAUUAUGGGACUAAUUGGAAUUUCUAAAACAAAUAUGAUGGUUAUGGACCAUUGUGUUGAAGGAAAUUAUGUUUGAGAUAACCUAGUACUGAAAUUAUAAAAUUGAACAUUUGUAGCUGAAUUUAGUUUUACCAUCUGCCCCGUGUCCUACCUUGGGACCAAGCACUCUUGUUGCUACCAUAGAAACUGUUAAAUUGACUGAAUGAUAUGAUAUCUCUUAAGAAAACAUGAUUUUAGCUACUAUAAUAUAUAUGGAAGCUGGUCAAAUUGACUUGACAAAUCAAUCAAUACUUUUAUAAUAUUUUGUUAUUUAUUGGAAUUUAGACUAAAGCUUUAGACACAGGACUUAAGUCUACUCAUUCAAUUCCGACGUGCUGUUGGUAGAUGAGUCCAUAUAAAGUCUUGCUUCAUGGGAAAGUCUUCUUUUCAGAGCGUGUUGGAUCAAGCUUUCUAAUUAUUUAAUUUUAAGAAUGUUGUAAUCAUUUUAAGCAUCAAGUGCAAUGGCUGAUAUGGUAAAGAGAAUUACUUUCUAGUUCCUUGAACAGAGCGUGCCUUUGUUAACUUUGAAUGCAAGAAUUGUUACCACAAUCAUGGGUUUCAUCUUCUUUUCUUUU